AACCUUAUUUCUGUAUCCUGUCCUAUCGCUCCUGUACACCCUCUGGACCCACCGAAGAGGCGAUGUUUCUGGCAUUUUGCUUCAGCUCGGUAGGACGACCUGAGGAUGUACUUUUCCGAUUUCCCGUGGAAUGAUUACUGCUUCCAGGAUAGAGACCCCUCUGUGUGUGCCCAGCACAUCACAGAAGUGAUUGUUUCUGGAAUGGAGGCAUACAUUCCACGUACUUUCUCUACUCCUCAUGCUAAAAAGCCUUGGUUUAAUCACGCUUGUUCUCGUGCUGUCAAAGAUAGAGAGGCAGCUCACAAAAGAUACCAGAGCCUUAGAACUCCCGCUAACCAUGAUCUUUACAUUUGUGCUCGGAAUCGUGCCAAAUAUAUUCUCCGACUUACCAAAAACCCCUUCAUUGAUAGAAAAUGCCCAAACCUUGCUUUUUCUAAUUCUACCCGUGACUUCUGGCAUCUAGCCAUAAACAUAUCCUCCAACUUCACUUCUUCAUCUUUCCCUCCUCUCCUUAGUCCUGACGGCAGCACCACCGCCUCAUCUAUCUCUAAGGCUGAACUCUUCUCUCAAAUUUUCUCUAAAAACUCCACUCUGGAUGAUUCUGGGCAUAUUCCUCCAACUCAUCCCCCCUCUGACUAUUUUAUGCCUGUUAUUAAGAUUCUUAAGAAUGAUGUUUUCUAUGCCCUCUCUGGCCUCAAUCCUCAGAAGGCUUAUGGACCUGAUGGAGUGCUUCCUAUUGUCCUUAAAAACUGUGCUUCCGUGCUGACAUCCUGCCUGGUCAAACUCUUUCGCCUCUGCCUGUCAACAUCUACCUUUCCUUCCUGCUGGAAGUAUGCCUUCAUACAGCCUGUGCCUAAGAAGGGUGACCGUUCCAAUCCCUCAAACUACCGUCCUAUAGCUUUGCUUUCUUGUCUAUCUAAAGCUUUUGAAUCAAUCCUUAACCGGAAGAUUCAAAAGUAUCUUUCCACUCCUGAUCUUCUAUCUGAUCGCCAGGAGAGUGGGGCACGUUGAACAUAGGGGCACAUUGAACCAUUGGAUUUUUCAGGAAUAGUUUGUCUCCCAAUCAGCAGAUGUCUCUUGUGUACAACGCUCUUCAGAAGCUCCACUCAAGCACCAGUUGAGUGGCAGCCUUCAUUGAGGGAGGACGUGCUGGUUUUUUUUUUUUUAAUAUUUGACCUACUUUGUUCAUCUGUUGAGGAAAUGGUGCGAAAGUAUCUUGCAAAAACUGAUCGAGGAAGAGCCGAUGGGAACUUAAUGGAGAGAGCUGUUGACGAAGUUGUCAAAGGAAAGUCCAUCAGGGAAGUUAGUCGUUUGCUGGAUGUAAACCGGAUUACAUUGUCAAGAUAUGUUAAGAAAUUCCAAGCAGGGCAAGCUGAAAAAACAAAAGACUAUGCUCCUAACUACAAUACCAGACAGGUUGGUUGACUGCCUUAUACAUGUUAACUGAAUUUAUUAUAAAUGCAUGCUAGAAAUGGAACAGAUAUUAUAUUUUCAUUGACAA
Messenger RNA from Eriocheir sinensis (Chinese mitten crab), 1501 nucleotides. RefSeq lists its product as uncharacterized. The coding region runs from base 106 to 1011 and encodes 301 amino acids. The record is from RefSeq and is a predicted model, not a curated record. Lineage: Eukaryota; Metazoa; Arthropoda; Malacostraca; Decapoda; Varunidae. The transcript is spliced from 2 exons.